AUGGCUAUAAGUGAGUCCUUAAACUCUUUACCUAAUAGAUGCCAACAACAAUUUAAACAAAUAGUACAUCUCUAUGACCAAAGAGUCUAUAAGAGAGCACUAAAAUUAGCAGAUGGAAUGUUAAAAAAAUAUCCUAAUCAAAGUGAUAUACUUGCUAUGAAAGCAUUUAUUCUAGCUGCCUUAUAUACAGAUCCAAAUGAUGCAAGACAUAAAGAAGCAUAUGAAUGUGUAAAAAAAUCAAUAAAAUUAAAUAUGAAGAAUCCAAUGUGUUGGCAUUGUUUAGGAACUUUAUAUCGUAGUGAUCAUGACUAUAAUGAGGCUAAUAAAUGUUUUAAGAAUGCAUUAAAAUUCGAUAAAAAUGAUAUGGUAGUAUUACGUGACCUUGCUACUGUAUAUAUUCAAACUAGAAAUUAUACUGGAUACAGAGAAAAAAGAAAUGAAAUUUUAAAACUUCGUCCAGACUUAAGAGUAAAUUGGGUUGCAGUUGCUAUUGGGAAUCAUUUGUGUGGUUAUUAUAAUAGUGCAAUAAGUUCGUUAAUGUCCUUAGAUAGUAUAGGACAGAGUUGUGUAUAUAUUGAUAAUAAAGAAAAGGAUAGAAUACAAUUAUUUCCAUUUUUAGAUUCUAUACAAGCAUCAGAAUUGAUUUUAUAUUUUGUAAUGAUACUAAUUGAUGCAGGGAGAUAUCAGCAAGCUAUAGAAUUUCUCAAAGAUAAUGAAGCACAGAUAUUGGAUAGAACUAUAUAUUUAUUUACUUUAGGUUAUUUAUAUUUAUAUUGCAAUAUUAAUAUAUUUAGAGAAUCUCAUUUAGUAUUUGAAGAAUUACUAAAAUUAUAUCCAGAUGACGAUUAUGUUAUUUUAGGUUUUAUGAUGACUUCUAAGGAUUUAGAUGGGAUUAUAAUUCCUCCAAAGAAUAAUAUAUUUGAUAUAAAGACUAAAUGUGGUGAGAUAGAGGAAAUUAGGAAACAGGAAGUAAGCUGUACAAUUAGUAAUUUGAAAAUAGAUGUACAUCCUUUAAUUAAAGUAACACAUCAAUAUUUCCAUCCUAGGAGUUCAUCUGGAAUUAUUUACUUUCCUUUAUUUGGCAGAAUUUUAAUUGAUGAACAGGAUGAAAAUUCACCUAAUAAUAUUGAUAAAUAUGGAUGGAAAGAAGUUGAGAGGAUAUCUAAUAAUACUUUUAUGAUUAUAAAUUGUAAUGAGAACAAUGAAGUAUCAUAUGACUAUUCAAUGGAAAUAUUGAAUAAUUUCUUUGAAGAAUUGGAAACUCGAUACCCUAAAAGUGAUUCAAUAAAAAGGAUUGCAAUGGCCGUACUUUCAGAAAAAUAUCUUGAGAAACGUUUUAGAGAAUAUGUUUUAGUUAAAGUAAAUAAGAAUGUAUCUACAUUAUUGUCAACAUUUAAAUAUAUAUGUGAAGUUGAUUUAUCGAAAAGAAAAUUAAUUCAUAAGAUACUAACUAAAAUGGUUACAGAAAAGGAAGAUAAUUUAACAUCAAAUUGUCAAUCUGAUAAUAUAAAUGAGAUAGUGGCUUCACUUUAUAGUAUAUAUGCUCAACAUCUAGAUUGUAUGGGAUAUCCUUUGAAAGGUUUAGAAUUUAUAAAUAAAGCUUUAUCUUUAGUUGAUGAUAGAGCAGAUUAUUAUAGUAUCAAAAGUAAGCUAUUAAAACACUUGCAUAAAUUUAAGGAAGCCUCUGAUAAUAGUGAAUUUGCUAGAACUCUUGAAAAUAAUGAUAGAUAUCUUAAUACAAAAGCUAUUAGUGCUUAUCUUAAGAAUGGAGAUAUUAAUAAAGCAAUUGAACUUGCUAAAAUUUUUACAACUCAACCAGAAGUUAAUAAAAUUAAUAAAUUAAAAAAAGAGUUAUCUAAAGAUAAGAAUGAACAUAGUAAUAAUAAUGAAAGUAUAAAUCUACAAAUAAUCUGGUUCGAUAAAAGAAUAGCAUCAUGUUAUGAGUUAUUAAAAGAUCAAAAAAAGUCCUUAGAAUAUUAUUUCAAGAUUUUAGAUUCUAUAGAUACCAUGUUUCAUGAUCAAUAUGAUUAUCAUUUAUAUUGUUUGAGAAAAUUGACAUUAUCUCGAUAUAUAGAGUUUCUUAGAAUGCAAGAUAAAAUAUUCUCAAUGAAACAAUAUCGUAUUAUUUCUGUAAGAGUUUGGAAGAUACUUUGGUAUAUAUUAUACAGUAAUAUAAAAGUUUGCCAAAAUUUAGAGGAUAAUUUGCAAAAUCACAAUAGUAAGUCAUCUAAUUUUAAUAUACAAGAAAGUACAAAUAAAAAUAGGAAUAACAAAAAAAAUAAAAAUCUGGAUAAAAAUAGUCAAACAAUAACUAGUAGUAAGCUAGAAGAAAGAGUAUUUCAAGAUUAUAAUUUUACUUGGAAUAAAUCUCAUGAAAUAGUUCAACAUCUACGUAGUGAUGCAAUGUUCUAUUGCAAAAGUCAAGUUAUAACAUAUAUACACUAUUUUUUAUCAUUUAAGAUCAAUAAAAUUUCAAGAGAGACAUCUUUGGCAGUUUGUAGUCAAAGUUUACAUCGUCUAUAUAUUCUGGAAAAUUAUAGUGUUAAUAUUCAAGAUAAUUUUGGCCUAUUCCCAACUUUAUUAGGUCAUUUUUGUUUGAAAUUUAUUCCUGAAGUAUUUUCAAUUGAUAUAAAUGAAGAAUCCUCAAACUUAAAUUUUAUAUUAGAUCUUAUUUAUAAACAGAUUUCUGAUUACACAGGUGGAAGAUGUGUUGAUCAAUUAACUGUAAAAUCAUCUUAUAUAAAUUUCUUAUAUGAUAAAUAUAUUAAAAGAUAUGAUUGUAAAUUAAUUGGUCCUCUUAUAGCAAUUUUAAGACUUUAUUCUAUAUCAGAAGAUAUAAAUAACAUAUAUUAUCACUUUAUUACUAGUACUGAUAUUCUUAAAUUGUCAGGAUCUACUCAAAGCGCAAUAUUACUUUACAGAUUACUUUUACUUAUUAAUCAAAUAGAUAAGGCUCAAAUAGUAUUGGAACAUUAUGACUUGUCAAUAAGAUGUUUUGUUGAGGGAAGUCACUGCAAUAUUCCUUUAGGGUCAUCCCCCAUUAUAGAUCAAAUUAAAGACAUUUCAAUAUUGAUAAAUAUACCUGAGAUGGUAUUUUUAGAAUAA
Molecule: messenger RNA, 3105 nt
Organism: Cryptosporidium muris RN66
Lineage: Eukaryota; Apicomplexa; Conoidasida; Eucoccidiorida; Cryptosporidiidae
Exons: 1
Coding region: 1-3105 (1034 amino acids)
Biological process (GO): N-terminal peptidyl-methionine acetylation
Cellular component (GO): cytoplasm
Molecular function (GO): protein-N-terminal amino-acid acetyltransferase activity; protein binding
Source: RefSeq, a predicted model, not a curated record